ACAAGAUGCAGUGCGGCCCGACCUCCCUGGUGGCCAUUCGUAGAGGUGAUAUUGGCCUCAACUAUGACUCACCGUUUGUGUUUGCUGAAGUGAAUGCUGACCUGAUGCACUGGGGAGAGGACCCGCAGAGUGAGUGGGGCUGGAGCAGGAUGAAGAUGAACAAAUACCACAUCGGCAGAGCGAUCAUGACAAAGAGCAGUGGCAAGGAUGAUGACUUUGGUGAUGAUGAUGGUGAGGACGUGGUGAAUGACUACAAGAACACUGAGGGGUCCGUGGCAGAGCGUAUGGCGAUCCAGAACGCCAUCCGUGGGUCGAGGCGUGCCAUGCAGUACUACAACAUUAAGAGUGAUGGCAAGGAGGACGUGGCGUUUGACCUCAUCGACAUUGAUAAGAUCACUAAGGGCCAUUCGUUCCAGGUCAAGGUUGUUGUCCGUAACGAGUCCAACGAGAAGAGGAAGGUAUAUGCCGUGCUCAACUCUCGCUCUCUCUACUACACUGGUGUCAAUGUUGCUCACAUCAAGAAGGCUGAGGGCACUUUUGUCCUGGAGCCCAAUGGAACCCAGGAGGUUGCCAUGACAGUGCAGUUCAGCGAGUACUGGCCGAAGUUGGUGGAGCAGUGCCUGAUAAAGAUCUAUGCCAUCUGUCGGGUGGAGGAGACACAGCAGACAUGGACAGAUGAGGACGACUUCACUGUGGAUAAGCCACGACUUGAUAUUCAGGUCACAGGUGAGCCACGUGUCCGCAAUAUGUGUGAGGUGACCAUUUCCUUCACCAACCCCCUGGAUGUGCCCCUCACCAACUGCCACAUCAGCAUGGAUGGUCCUGGACUCAUUAGGCCCCACUCCAUUAACAUCAACGAGGAUGUUGCUCCAAAGGAGAAGUUAACUGUUUACUCCACAAGGUUCAUGCCACGUAUUCACGGCGAUCGCAAGCUUAUCAUCGCCUUCAACUCCAAGGAACUCUUUGACAUCUCACUGUGCUCAAGAGGGAGUAGAGAGAGAGACAGGUGCUGCCGGGGACUCUAGGUUUUAGGAGCAAGGAUCGUUAGACUAGAAGUAAAGAUUAUAGGGUAGUGUAUAUGAUCCCUGGGUAAAGAUUCUCUGCCACACUGCUUGCUGACUUACUGACGAGGGAUGAGACACAACAUUUGAAUAUAAGGCUCAACUUUCAGACAAAGGGGCAACCUGGCUUUGAUAAUGCUGUUUUCUUUCUUUUUUUUUUGUCCUUUUUGUGUCCAUCCUAACUUACUUUGCUGAAAAGGUUAUAUUUCAGUUUUUUUUAAUCUUUUUAAUGAUGUGCUGUUUGGAGUGAGAGAAAGGAAGGAGAUGUUUAGAAAUGUGUAGGUAGCUAAAAAGCUUUAAAAUAAUGUAUUGUCUUAUACGUGUUGGUGAGAGAAGAAGUCACGAGAUGCGUUCCCAAAAAAGGUAGACCACAUUUUGUACCGUUACUAUUCUUAAGACACUUGGCACUGAGAAAUGACGCAUGACAAAGACAGAGCAGGAAACAGAUUCAUUACUCUCAUUAAAACUAUUUCUUUUCUUGCCUUUUGGGAUUUUCUUCAGAGAGAUCCAUGUUGUUCACCCACUUGAGUCAAACAUUCCUUCAUUAACAUAACAUGAAAAUUUUACCCUUCCCAUCCAAAGCCCAAAUUUGAAAACACUUCUGCUUUGCACCACCAGUUAUUGAAAAGGCUCUGGUUGAAGUCACACAGGUUUUUAAGGGUGUUGUUAUGGUUCCAGUGGCAGAUUAACAAUUAUCUUUACAUUAUGAGCCACAAAAACAUCCUUGAGAACUUGGACACUCAUCUUAGUGACUUGAGAAUAGCUGUGGUGAGACAGCAAAGUGUUUCAGAGUACUUGAGAUUAUGAAUGAAGACCAGACUUAGAAUGCAAUGCUGAUGGUGAAGAGUAUGUGCAAUGUUUAUGGGAAUGUUUAGAAGGUAGCUACCAAUAAUAAGUCUUCCAUUUUAGUCAUAAGGGAGGAGGAAGAGGUGAAUCAAAGUGCAUUGCUUCCAUUUUGAAAGGUUCCAUUAGUAUUGUUAAAGGAUCCAAUUCUAUAUUUUCAUGGUGAAUCAAAAUAAGGAAUAAGUGCUUUCAGUGACACUAUGAUGUACUGCCUGUUGUGCCUUUUAUCCACGACUCCACUUUUCUAUCGUGUUCUUCCGACAUUUUCUACCGUUCUAGCGUUAGUUGUGUUUGUGGCUGUCAAUGUAUGGUUAAGAUUUGAUUGUCUAAAGAGCAUUCAAAACUGUUUCAAGAGUGUGAUGAAUACUUUUAUACAUGUUUCUUUUCUUUUUUUUUUUUUUUUAUUAUUUUAUUUCCUGAAUUUUUUUCACCUCAGAUUUGUUAAAAUUGUUGCUGUUGCUGUUGUUCAUUGUAUUAUCAUUAUUUCUAUUAUUAGUAAGCAUGUAUCUAUCACUCUCUUUUUUAUUUUUUUAUUUCAAGUAUAUAUGUUAAUUGUUGCUGUUAUUAUUCAUAUUAUAUCAUUACUAUUUUCUUUAUUAUUAUUAAGCUUGUGAUUGAUUUAUUAUACAUUUGAGUGCAUUGUUAUUCUCUGGUUAUAUAGUUUACAGUGAGUUACUUUAUGAUAGAUUAAAGCUUAGUGUUAACAGUCACACCUGAAAUAUUGUCCAGGUACUGCAAAGGUGCCAUCAGUACACCUGCCUUACUUUAUACAGGUGUGGAGUAAUUAAACCUACAUGUAUACCUGUAUUAAUGAUGCUUCCAGGUAUACUCUUACACCUUUACACCUGUUAAUCAUUAAAAAUAUUUAUAUGUAUGAAGUAGCUAAAUGUGCCUAAAUCUUGCUAUUAAUAAUCUUACCUGUUAGUGAUCAUUUUAAUCACAAAAAAGGUAUACACAAAUUUUUUUAAAAGGUGAUGAUUUGUAUAAGUUUUCAAGGUUGCCAAUACCCAGACCCUGUUUAUUAGUUGGUUAGUCUCCCAUCUCCAUUUUGUCCAUUAGUAUUUCUCUAUUGUAAAUGUCCACCCCAAUUGUAUCUAUUUCUCUGCAGUGUUCCCUCCUCAUAAGAAGCUCCUUUUUAUACUUAAGACCAAAAAGAUCGCAUAAGCUUCAAUAAACUUUUUCCACUCUUCUGAA
Portunus trituberculatus (swimming crab) is the source of this 3098-nucleotide messenger RNA. Its product is annotated as hemocyte protein-glutamine gamma-glutamyltransferase-like. Gene Ontology annotation, molecular function: protein-glutamine gamma-glutamyltransferase activity. The record is from RefSeq and is a predicted model, not a curated record. Gene Ontology annotation, biological process: peptide cross-linking. NCBI's taxonomy places the organism in Eukaryota, Metazoa, Arthropoda, Malacostraca, Decapoda, Portunidae.